Coffea eugenioides is the source of this 639-nucleotide messenger RNA. Its product is annotated as casparian strip membrane protein 3-like. Bases 1 to 639 code for a protein of 212 amino acids. The record is from RefSeq and is a predicted model, not a curated record. NCBI's taxonomy places the organism in Eukaryota, Viridiplantae, Streptophyta, Magnoliopsida, Gentianales, Rubiaceae. The transcript has 3 exons.
AUGGAGCCAAGUCACUCAACCAAGAGCAACCCUGAAACAGCGAUCCUUAUUGACUCCAAAUCUGCCAAAGGUAAAUCUACUGCUGCUCCUGCCGCAAUUACGGCUACAACAAAAGCUACACCUUACAGGAAAGGAGGAUGGAAGAGAGGGGUCGCGAUUUUCGACUUCAUUUUGAGGCUUUGUGCCCUCAUUGCUACCUUAACUGCCACCAUUACUAUGGGAACUACUGAUCAGACACUCCCUUUUUUCACACAAUUCUUCCAGUUUCAAGCAAGCUAUGAUGACCUUCCAGCUUUCUCAUACUUCGUGGUGGCGAAUGCAAUUGCUAGUGGCUACCUUGUUCUCUCCUUGCCUUUCUCAAUCGUCUGCAUCGUUCGACCUCAUGCAGCCGGAGCAAGAUUAGCACUUCUCAUCUUUGACACAAUGCUGUUGGCUUUUACCACUGCUGCAGCAGCUUCCGCGGCUGCCAUUGUCUAUUUGGCUCACAACGGCAAUCAAAACGCAAAUUGGCUUGCAAUUUGUCAGCAGUACACUGAUUUUUGUCAGCGCGUAAGCGGGGCUGUGGUGGCCUCAUUCAUUGCAGCAGUCACCUUCGUAUUCCUGGUCGUGCUUUCUGCUGUGGCUCUUCGAAGACGCUAA